AUGGAUCCAGUGAAAAAUUAUCGGCUUUAUUUGUUAACAUUUUAUGCUUCUUUGGGAAGUUUUUCGGUGGGAGUAUACAUUGGAUGGACUUCACCUAUGGUACCAAAGCUGCGAGAUAACACUUCAGAUAGUCCAUUAGACUAUGGCAUUAGUACGGCAGAAGAAGGAUGGAUUGGUUCAUUGACUGCAGUUGGAGCUUUCUUUGGAGCUCUAUCAAUAGGAUUUAUAGCUUCCAGGCUAGGUCGAAAAUGGACAAUCUUAACAAGUUCUAUAUUCUUCGCUAUUUCAUAUAUUUUGCUGAUGGUUGGUAGUAAUAUUUGGUACAUUUAUGCAGCUCGUGUGCUUCAGGGUCUAGGUGGGGGAAUUGCUAAUGGCGUAAUUCCAAUAUAUAUUGGUGAAGUUGCAACUGAUACUCUUCGCGGAGCAUUAGGUUCUAUGUUACAACUUUCUUUGAGUUGUGGACUGGUAUUCGUGUACAGUAUUGGACCAUAUGUCAGUUAUAUGACCUUGCAAUGGAUUUGUCUAAUAAUUCCAAUCUUUCAAUUUUUGGUAACAAUUUUCUUCAUGCCAGAAACACCAUAUUACUAUGCAAUGAAUCAUCACACUUCGAAUGGAAUAAGAUCGCUACAACAUAUUCGUGGACAAAAAGAAAAAACUUGCGAACCUUUGAUGCGUCAAAUUCAAAAAGAUGUUGACGACUCAAUGUCGAAUAAAGGAUCUGUCGUAGAUAUAUUUGCAAAUCGUGGCUACAGAAAGGCUUUACUUAUCGGCUGUGGUCUGUUGGUUUUCCAACAACUUUGCGGUACUAAAGCUGUAAUCAUCAAUAGUCAAUCGAUUUACAGCAGUGCCAAUUCGAGUCUCGAUCCAGCUAUUGCUACCAUUUUCGGUGGACUUGCUCAACUUGUUUCGAAUUUCCCAACUCCGUAUGUUGUCGAACGGGCUGGACGAAAAGUAGUUCUGCUAAUCUCAGCUAGUGGCAUGUGCUUAGCACUUUUGAUAUUGGGAACAUUUUUCUACAUUCAAACCUUCGGCGAUGCAUCGCAUAUUCUUUGGCUACCAGUUCCUGCAAUGAUUGGCUUCAAUUUGUUUUAUGGGUUCGGAUUCGGUCCAAUCCCGUGGGCAGUGUUGGGUGAAAUGUUUCCAUCCAACAUCAAGUCCAGUGCUACAUCGAUUGCGUGUUCGGUUAAUUGGCUGACAAGUUUUGUCGUAGUUAGGUGGUUCCCAGAAUUUAAUGCUUUGGGACCGUAUUAUGCUUUUUGGUUUUUUAGUGUAAUGUGUGGAUUGGCGAUAUUAUUUGUACUCUUUAUUGUGAUAGAGACAAAGAAAAUAAGUUUGAAGAGUAUUCAAGAGAAAUUACAGGCGUGAUAUAUGCUUGGUGAAAGUAUCUUA
Molecule: messenger RNA, 1389 nt
Organism: Episyrphus balteatus (marmalade hoverfly)
Lineage: Eukaryota; Metazoa; Arthropoda; Insecta; Diptera; Syrphidae
Product: facilitated trehalose transporter Tret1-like
Exons: 4
Coding region: 1-1365 (454 amino acids)
Biological process (GO): transmembrane transport; carbohydrate transport
Cellular component (GO): membrane
Molecular function (GO): sugar transmembrane transporter activity
Source: RefSeq, a predicted model, not a curated record